AUGAUUAAAUUAUAUAUAGAUUGGAUUUCACAGCCAUCUAGAGCUGUAAAGGCUGUUUUAGAUAUCCUCAAAGUCCCUCAUGAAGUCAAGGCUUUAAAGAUUUAAUUUGAUGAACAUAAGUCACCUGAAUUCACAGCAAUUCAUCCAUUAUAAUAAUGUAUUCAAAUUAAAAAAUCUAUAGUGCCUUUAUUAUAAGAUGGAGAUUUUACUGUUGCUGAAAGUCACAAUAUAAUGAGAUACAUAAUCAAAUAGAGAAAUAUAUCAACUAAUUUGUAAGUUUCUUAAUAUUAAUAAGAUACCCACUUACAGACAUCAGAUAAUAAACUAGAAUAGAUCAAUAUCUAGACUAUCAUCACACAAAUACAAGAAGAUGUUUACACUUGUACCACUCAGUGCUUAUAUCACCAAUAAAGGGAGAGAAGGUAAUUCCUGAAGUACUGGAAAAGGAAAAACAAGAUGUGGCAAAAGUGUUUUAAUAUUUUGAGAACAGUAAUUAUAUAAAACAUUUGUAGAUUGGCUAAAAGGUAGAAACUACAUUUGUGGCGAUUAAGCAACUUUGGCUGAUAUAAGUGCUUGUUGCGAAAUGAUGUAAUUAGACUUGAUUAAAUUUGAUUUCUAAAAAUAUCCAAUUACAAAUGCAUGGCUUAAUAGAGUGAUAAGGAUUCCAGAAGUUUAUUAAGCUCAUCAUGUGGCUUUUAAAAUUAUCAAAAAAUAAAAUCCGAGUUCCUAAUUCUUGAAAUGA
Molecule: messenger RNA, 742 nt
Organism: Paramecium pentaurelia
Lineage: Eukaryota; Ciliophora; Oligohymenophorea; Peniculida; Parameciidae
Source: the annotation of a GenBank genome assembly